CCCUCACACUAAUAUUUCAGAGUAGAACCUUCACUUCACUCUCUUCUUGUUGCAGCAUAAAAUUCCUCUUUUUUUUUUUUAGUUCUUAUUUUCUUCUCUAUUUAUUUUUUGUGUGCAUUUUUUUACCUUGCCAAAAAUGCCUAAGAUGUCUUGUUUCUUGGGACUUUAUGUGUGUCUUUUGUUUAUUGGGUUGGUUGCUUCUUCGAAGUUUGAGGAACUCUUCCAACCCAGUUGGGCUAUGGACCAUUUUGUCCAUGAAGGAGAUUUGCUUAAACUCAAACUUGACAAUUUUUCUGGUGCUGGAUUUGGAUCUAAGAGCAAAUAUAUGUUUGGGAAAGUGACUGUGCAGCUUAAACUUGUGGAGGGUGACUCUGCUGGAACCGUUACUGCUUUCUAUAUGUCAUCAGAAGGGCCAAAUCACAACGAAUUUGAUUUUGAGUUUUUGGGCAAUACUAGUGGUGAACCUUACUCGGUCCAAACUAAUGUGUAUGUGAAUGGAGUUGGUAAUAGGGAGCAGAGACUUAAUCUAUGGUUUGACCCCUCUAAGGACUUCCACACCUACUCUAUCUUCUGGAACCAGCGUCAAGUUGUGUUCCUUGUGGAUGAGACACCAAUAAGGGUACACACAAAUUUGGAACACAAAGGAAUUCCUUUCCCAAAAGACCAAGCAAUGGGUGUAUACAGUUCAAUAUGGAAUGCUGAUGAUUGGGCCACACAAGGUGGUCGUGUGAAAACAGAUUGGAGUCAUGCACCUUUCGUUGCUACAUACAAAAACUUUGAAAUCAAUGCUUGUGAAUGUCCAGUGGCAGUGACAUCAACAAAUAAUGCUAAAAAUUGUAGUAGUAGUGAGGAUAAAAAAUAUUGGUGGGAUGAACCUAUGAUGUCUGAGCUCACCUUGCAUCAAAGCCACCAACUUAUUUGGGUUAGGGCUAAUCAUAUGGUCUAUGAUUAUUGUGCGGACACAGCUAGGUUCCCGGUCAUUCCUGCCGAAUGUGUUCGUCAUCAUCACUAGUCAUAAUUUUGGUGCAUCAAGAUUAGUCUUUUAUGCAUUCAAAAUUAUAUAUAGUUUAAGUGUUCUCUUGUUGGGGAUGGAAGAAUUAUGAACAUGUACUUCAUGUUUAACCUAUUGUAAUAUAUUUAUUUUAUUUAAUUAUUUGGCAUGGAAUUAUGUGAAUUCUUUUA
This is a messenger RNA of Cicer arietinum (chickpea), 1182 nucleotides long. RefSeq names its product xyloglucan endotransglucosylase protein 6-like. Gene Ontology annotation, cellular component: cell wall; apoplast. The record is from RefSeq and is a predicted model, not a curated record. Gene Ontology annotation, molecular function: hydrolase activity, hydrolyzing O-glycosyl compounds; xyloglucan:xyloglucosyl transferase activity. Gene Ontology annotation, biological process: xyloglucan metabolic process; cell wall biogenesis. Lineage: Eukaryota; Viridiplantae; Streptophyta; Magnoliopsida; Fabales; Fabaceae.